This is a messenger RNA of Ailuropoda melanoleuca (giant panda), 5229 nucleotides long. RefSeq names its product Rho guanine nucleotide exchange factor 37 (gene ARHGEF37). The record is from RefSeq and is a predicted model, not a curated record. Lineage: Eukaryota; Metazoa; Chordata; Mammalia; Carnivora; Ursidae. The transcript is spliced from 14 exons. Gene Ontology annotation, cellular component: cytoplasm. Gene Ontology annotation, molecular function: protein binding; guanyl-nucleotide exchange factor activity. Bases 316 to 2343 code for a protein of 675 amino acids.
GCCCGAACUCUGUGCGGGGAGUGCGUCCCGCGGUAGGGGCGGGGUCGACGGGCCGGGCGCGGAGGGGCGCGGGAAAGCCGCCGCCGCUCGCGGCCGAGCGGGGAGGUGGGGGACGCGGGAGCCGAGACACCCCGCCCCAGGAGGCGCGGCCGAGCUUUGUGUCUUGGGCCUGACGGAAAUGCAAGCAACCUGAUCCACGUGACCUCUUACAGGUGAGGCGCUAAGGCCCAGAGAGGUAACCAUCGGAGGACCCUGGUGAGGGGUGCACACGAACUCUGGUACUUUCCUUGCCACUUCCUGUUGAAACCUGCUGACAUGGCUGAACACGGGUCUGAUGAGCCGUCCUCCAGGGCCGGGAGUCCCGACGGAGAAGGCCGGGUCUCUGCGGACAGACUGUUGCUGCACCAGAGGCUGGCUGUCAGAGAGCUCAUUGACACCGAGCUCUCCUACCUGCGCAUGCUCCGGCUCUGCGCCUCCGACAUCAGGAGCCGCCUGCAGCAGCUGCCCCAGGGAGAUCUGGACGUCCUGUUCUCAAACAUCGAUGAUGUCAUCCAGGUGAACAGCAGAUUUCUUCAUGAUCUGCAGGAGACAGCAUCCAGGGAAGAAGAACAGGUGCACUUAAUUGGUAACUUAUUCCUGGAAUUCCAAGAGGAGUUGGAGCGAGUGUACAAGGUCUACUGUGCCAGCUACGACCAGGCCUUGCUGCUGGUGGAGACCUACCGGAAGGAGCCAGAGCUGCAGCGAGAGGUCCAGAGCAUCAUCGAGGCAGUGGUGCCACAAGCUGGGCCCUCAGGCCUCAGUUUCUUACUGGUAAUCCCUCUGCAAAGGAUUACCAAGUACCCAUUGCUGCUGCAGAAAAUCCUGGAGAACACAGUCCCUGAUGCCAGUGCCUACCCUGUGCUUCAGAGGGCUGUCUGUGCCCUCCAAGACGUGAACACCAACAUCAAUGAGUACAAGAGGCGCAAGGAAGUGGCCUCCAAGUACACGAAAGUGGAGCAGCUGACCCUUCGUGAGCGGCUGGCCCGCCUCAACACGCAUACCCUCUCCAAGAAGACCACCCGGCUGAGCCAGCUGCUGAAGCAGGAGGCGGGGCUCGUGCCCAGGACGGAAGACAAGGAAUUUGAUGAUUUAGAAGAGAGGUUCCACUGGGUGUCGCUGUGUGUGACGGAGAUGAGGAACAAUGUAGCUGUUUACCGGGAUAAUCUGGAGGCUUUCCUCCGCUUCAGGCCCCAGGAAUACGACCUGGACAUCCCUGGGGGGCCUGUGGUACAGUACUGCAGCCUGAUGAGAGACCUCCAGCUCCAGGCCUUCCUGCAGUUUAAGCAGCGGCUGGAAGGCCUGGUGUGGCAGCCACUGUGCAGCCUGGCUAAAGCCCUGGCUGGCCCUCAGAACCUGAUCAAGAAGCGCCUGGACAAACUGCUGGACUUCGAGAGGGUGGAAGAGAAGCUUUUGGAGGUGGGCAGCGUGACGUACGAGGAGCAGGAGGCCCGGCACACGUACCAAGCCCUCAACUCCCUGCUAGUGGCUGAGCUCCCGCAGCUGAACCAGCUGGCCGUGCGCUGGCUGGGCCAGAUCCUGUGCACGUUCGUGGGCCUCCAGAGGGACCUUGCUCAGCAAGUGCUGCAGAGGGCAGAGGGCAGCUUGGCCCAGCUGCCCCACUACCACCUCUCCGAGCCAGCCUUCAGGAAGCUGGUGGAGGAUACACUGGGCCAGACUGGUCACCAGCUUCGCUCCUUUCAAGAGAACUUUGAGAAAGUGCUGCCACCCCCCACCACACAACCACUCCUUCCAGGGGCUGAGCGCCAGGUGCAGGCUCUCCUGAGCAGGUAUGGCCCCGAAAAGCUGUACCAGGUGACAAGCAACGUCAGCGGGGCUGGGACUCUGGACCUGACACUGCUGCGGGGCCAAAUUGUGGCUCUCCUUCAAAACAAGGACACCAAAGGCAACAGCAGCCGCUGGCUGGUGGACACUGGGGGACAUCGAGGGUAUGUGCCAGCUGGCAAACUGGAGCUGUACCGUGUCAUCCCCAGUCAGGAGGAGGUCAAAGGGCAGGAGUGGCCUCACAAGGACUCCCGUCACCUAACACCAGAGCCCACCCCAGCCCCUGUCCCCUCUGUCCCAGCGGUGACUCAGGCGGUGGCAGUGUACCCCUUUGUGGCCAGAAGCAGCCAUGAAGUGAGUCUGCAGGCGGGCCAGCUGGUGACUGUCCUGGAGGCCCAGGACAAGAAGGGGAACCCGGAAUGGAGCCUCGUGGAAGUGAACGAGCAGAGGGGAUAUGUGCCUUCCAGCUUCCUGGCCAGGGCCCUGGGCCCAGCUCCGUGGGGCUGGAGUCUGCCCUCCUAGGGUGCCUGCCUUGGAGCCCGCGCUGCCAAGGGACGGGAGGCUUAGAUGCUAGGACCCUGCAAGGGACAGGAAGCCAAGAGAAGGCGGGAGUGGAAGGGGAGAUCAGGCCGAGGUGGGGUGAUGGGCAGCCCGAAGAGGUGGGUGGGCCUUGCAAGAGUAGCUGGCAUGGGUGAGCAUGAAUGGCUCCAAGCCAGAACCGCUCGUCAGGUCUGCAGAAAACGUGGUUCCCAUCUGAAGGGACAAUGGCCUGGAUGGCACGUCAAGUCGUUGAGGACUUGUAGCUUAUGGCCCAUCUUACCUGUGCUCUCAUCCAGCCCUGCCCACCAGAGUGGGUCACCCAGGUGAAUGUGACCUGUGUGCAAUGGGGUUGCAGGGAGAGGGGCACUGGAGAAGUCCCGAGCUGCCUGGCCUGACAGUUCACUUCCUCCCUGUGGCAUCAGGAUACACCCCUGCCACACCAGCAGCUGAGUUAUCUUGGGCAGUGAACCCUCUUAGAGCCUCUCUAGCAAGAGAGGAGCGGGGGCUUGUGAGGGCAAUGGAAAGGUUCUCUGGAGAUUCUUGGCUGAGCCUUGGAGAGGGUGUGGCCAGGUCACAGUUGCGGAAUGUGUUUAGGCAAAUUCAGAGGCUGUGGGAAGCGGGAGAUUUUGAGGGUGUGUUCUGUGAGGUGUGAGCGGCUGUUGGUACUACCGAGCUUGUGUUGUCUUGUGUUGUCGGGAAUAGGGAACAAAGAGCAUGCAAAUUGCUUAGGCAACUCCGUGCAGCUGAUGAUUGUAAGCCUGGUGGGUGGGGGAGCUCGGCUGAUGGCUUGCUUUCCUGUUUCUGGAAGUCGGGAGCCAGGGGAACCCCCGGUGGUUUCAGGGCCUGGAGGCAGCAGGUGAGUGUGAUGUCAGUUGGCUGGAGGGCCUUAGACAGAGGCGACCUCGGUUUUCCCAUCCACAGAGACCUGACUCACAGGGUUAUGGUGAGAAUGGCCUGAGGCUACGGACGGGAAGAUCCUUGUAAAUUGUGAAGUGUCAUGGAAAUGUAGAUGGCCAUCGGUAGCAGGAUGCGCCCUUUGAGUCGUCUCAGGAUGGCCCCAGCAUCCGCGGGCAGAGCUGCAGACGGAAGCGUGCUGCUGCUGCUGGCCCUGCCCAGGCUGUGGCUGACACUGGGAAUCAGCACGGUCGGUGUCCUUUCCCCUCGGCCCAGGGCCUACCUCAGGAUCCUUCUCCGCACUGCAUUCUAGGUAGCCAGUCUCUGGAACUUGGUGAGAUCAAACCCACUGUCACCCCUUUCUAGCACCUGGAAACAGAAACAGCUCCUGUUCAAGGCAGACCGAUCCACUGGGGCCAUUUUGGGUGCAGCCUCUGUCGUGUUGUGUUGUGUUGUCACUGUGGCUAAGAUACAUCUCAAGAUUCAGGGAAGCGGGAAAACGUGGUCCGGCCUGGUCUAUAAUACAAAUUAUACAUUUGGGGAGAGACCCAAGUUCGAGUGUGGGGGGAAAACCAGUGGUAGUUUAGACUUAUUUCCAAGAACAUCUCCGCGGUACCGUAAUGGUAGUGCUUAACGCUGGGAGCGCGGGCUUUUGGAGGGCUUUUAAGAAAUAGAUACACACCUGCGUGAGAUCUGCACCUCACUCCUCAGCUUGUGAGAGCGGGAAGAUGCGUCAUGUGAGAGAAACUCCGUCCCCACUGGCCCUGUCCCGGCACCAAAUUCACUCUAUAAGAUGCUCUCGACUCAUUUUCCUUUCUCUUUCCUACUCAGAUUUCCAAUACAAAUAGGAGGCCUAGGGGAGCAGAUAAUAAGAUAGGAAAUCCAUUUGUGGGUUCCUCAGUGCUUACUGAGAGUCUACCUGUGGGCUAGAACCCCGGCUCAGGCUUCUCAACCUGGCUGCAUGCUGCGGUACAUGUGACUGAUGCCAGGAUCCCCCUCUCCCUGCAGAGACUGUAAUGGAGUUGGUCUGGGGUGUGGCCAGGCCCUCAGGAACUCAGAAAGCUCCCCAGGUGCUUCUGGUGUGUCGCCGGGGCUGGGGACCUCUGCCCUAGACACGCAGUAGUGGACGAGACAGGCCUGCGGUCGGAAGCAGCCGCCAGCUCUAAGCUAAGUGUGCCCCCUCUGAGUUCUGUCCUAGCUCAGGUGUUUGGAACAGGCAGUUUUAGAGGUGGUUUGAAAGAGGACAGCCUGUUCUGUCAGGUCCCAGAAUGUAUAUUUGUUAAGUGCCAUUAAGAGGGACCCGAACAAAACUGGAUGUUCUUGAAGGCAGAAGGGACCUGGAAUACACCCGGAACCACAUCUGUCUCGUGAGGGGAAAAUGAGUGUCUUCAGUAGCACACGGGUUGUGGUUUCUUGUAGACCAGGGAUGGAGGUCCAGAGUUGCCCACGGCUGAGAAAAUGCAUGUCGAGAGGGAGAGAAUAGCCUGGAUUUUCUGCAGGGGCCUCUGUGUAAUGUGCCUUCCCCCUGCCCCCCGGAUGCCUGGAACUAUCACACUGUGUCCUAUGUAUUGCACUGCGGGGCCGCCACAUACUGUAUUUGCCGGGGAACCAAACAAGACUGAUCCCCAGAGUGGCCCUUGCUCCCCGCCACAGAGUGCGACCUCUUUAACCUUGUGGGCCCAAACCCAGGUUUGAACGUGAGGACAAGGUUACAGUAUGGAGGAAGGAUGAAUGAACCCCUGCUCACUCUGAGGAGCUCUGGCUUGGUGAAUCAGCGACAUGAACUUCUGGGAAUAAAGGACUUCAAAGAUGAAAAAGCCUCUGGAGUUCAUGGGCCUCUACCCAUUGGACAGUCAGAUGCCCCAGUGUGACACGUGCUCACUGGACACCUGCUGUUCAUAAAAAUGGGACCUCAUUUGUUCACGUGUUCAUUUUUUUCUUUUUUUAAAGCUUUUACUUAGCACACACGCACAA